CUUUCUAUUUAUACAUUAAAAUAAUAAAGAAAAUUACAAAUAACUUUUACUUUCUUUUUAAAUUAAAUAAAAAAAAAUUGUUUAAUUUUAGUAUAAAUAAUUAACAAUUUACCAAGUCAGUGCUCCACCAUUUCCUCUCACCACAAUCUCUUUCUCUCUUUCAUUUGGGUUUUUUUUUUGGUGUGAUUUUAUUCACACACACCAAAAAAAAAAAAAAAGUCAGCGCCGUCCUUUGUAUCCAUUCUUCUCAUAACCCAACUUGAAAUUCAAAUCGGCAAAGAAAACAGUAGAAAAAAAAAAUAGAGAGAGACAUAUAGACAAGAGAAAUCAGUUCUAGUUUAGGCGAGAAUUUCUAGGCAAUUCUAUAAACCCAAAAAACCCCCUAAAAGAUCGGUUGAAAUGGCAGAAGAUUGGGAUCUGUACGCAGUGGUUCGUAGUUGUAAAUCGACCACAACGACGUCGUCUUGGGCUGUUUCAGACUCAGCCUCAGUCACCACCACCACAAUGAUGGACUCAAUGCAAGGUAGUGGCCAAACGACGUCGUCUUCGUCUGUGGACACUUUGUCUUGCUUGGCUUCGUUGACAUUUGAGGAAGAAAACGACCCGUUUUCGUUUCCUAACCUGGUGACUGAGCAGCCUGAGCCCAGAACUACAAACACUUUCGAAGAAUUGCAACAAUUCUACAUACCUUUUAUCUCAAAUAAUAAUAAUAAUAAUUAUCAUAACCCCACCACUAUAACGGGCACCACCACUAAUUUUGCUCAGGGUAUUAUUCCAAAUUCCCCCAUUUCUGAUUUUGGAGGAUCUAGUGGACAACAACACCAGCUGCUACACUACCAAGAACGACAUCAACAACACCACCACCAGCAACAGCAGAAGAAUCAUCAUUUUGGGACUUCAAACGACGUCGUUGUUGGGCCUCGAUUCAUGCCCCGACAACCCUACAUUUCUGGUUAUGGUGGAGUACACCGUGGACGACGACAGUACCAAUUGCAUGAACUAGACCGAAAUCAUCAUCAAGUUCCUGUACUACUGCCUCGAACGCCUGAUCGCCAUCAUCAUCAUCAUCAGGUCAACAACAAGACCACCAUCACCACUCCUACUGUUACUUUACCUUUGGCUCCAUUUCAAUUGCCCACCAUACCCAUGUCUUCGAUGCCCAGAUCGAGGAAAAGGAAGAAUCAACAGAAGAAAACGGUGUGCCAUGUAACGGCUGAUAAUCUCUCCACUGAUGUAUGGGCUUGGCGUAAAUACGGGCAAAAGCCCAUCAAAGGUUCUCCAUUUCCGAGGAACUACUACCGUUGCAGUAGCUCAAAAGGUUGUGCGGCGAGAAAACAAGUUGAGCGAAACAACAACGACCCAGAAUCUUUCAUCAUCACUUACACCGGAGACCACACUCACCCUCGUCCAACUCACCGGAACUCACUCGCCGGAAGUACUCGUAAUAAACUAUCUCCUCCACCAAACGUUACUCCAAUCACAAAAAAUUCUGAUCAGUCUCCGUCGACCACUACCCCGAAACUCUCUCCGGCCCCGCAAAAUGAACAAGACCCAGCUGCGAAGACACUAGUAAUACUACCAGAAGAAAGAGAAAGUGAUGAUCAGAAACAAAGCGAUGUCAUUUCAAUGGAGGAGGAGGAAUUGAUGAUGGAUAUUGAUGCAUUAAAUGAAGAUCAUGAAGACGAAGACGAGGGUGUUCUCAUCCCUAACAUGAGCUUAGCUGAUGAUGACUUUUUCUUGGGCCUUAAGGAAUUUGGAUGCACCACACCUGGUGCUGCAUGCUGAUUUCCGGUAAUAUCGUCGGAGCAACCGUAGCCUAGCGGGUCGUUCCAACCAAUAGGGUCUUUUCUUUUACUUUUUAAUCUUUAGAAAGAGAGGUGGGAUUCUAAGAUUGUAUAGAAAGAUAUAGAAAAAGAAUCUCUUUACUUCUUCCACCCACAUUAACAUUUGGGUUUUUUUUUUUUUCCUAUUUUUAAUUUUAGUUAAACAGAAUAGAAUACAUAUAUUUGGCCUUUUUUUUAAUCAUGUGUAUAGUUUUGAAAAGAGGAAAAAAAAAACUUUGAAUUAAAGAAAAAUCUUUUGAUAUUAUUAUUAGUUUUAGUAAGUUUUAUGGUAUUGGUGGUGAUGAAAUCUCUUCCUCAUGAUGACAGCAGCAUGGAAUAGUGAACAGUCCAAUUUUGACUUCUUUAAUUUUCUAAAUCCUAAAAUAAUAAUAUCUUUUUCAUAAUCACCACCAUUAGAGAUAGUAAAAAUUCCAAGUCAUUAUUUGUAGAGUUUAUAGUGUAGUGUGGGAUAAAAUAUAAAUGAAUAAAAUAAUAACAACACAAGGUGAUUAAUUAGGUGGCACGGCAUUCAUCUCUUAUUUCUUUAUAUAUAUUCAUAAAAAGAUAUGUUUACAUUAUAUAAAUUUUAAUAUUACAUAAAUGUUGUUCUAAUAGUAGUUAAAUCACAUAAUUAUAUAUUAUAAUUAAUGAUGUUUAAAUUAGUAAAUAUU
Molecule: messenger RNA, 2494 nt
Organism: Cannabis sativa
Lineage: Eukaryota; Viridiplantae; Streptophyta; Magnoliopsida; Rosales; Cannabaceae
Exons: 3
Coding region: 400-1785 (461 amino acids)
Biological process (GO): regulation of DNA-templated transcription
Cellular component (GO): nucleus
Molecular function (GO): DNA-binding transcription factor activity; transcription cis-regulatory region binding
Source: RefSeq, a predicted model, not a curated record